GUUAUGAAGCUGGUGAUGGAGUCUGGUUUAAAUCACGAGAGUAUGAAUCACGAGAGUAUGAAACACGCGCUUUUUGUUUCCCUCUCAGCUAGAUAAACGUGAUUUAAACGUGUUAUUUCAAAAAUGACUGACAACCGACUGGACGUUUUACGUGAGCGUAACAAAGAGUUAUUGAACCGUUUGAAGCAGCGGGGAGAGAAACUGGAGCGGCUCAACGGCUGCAGUCAGAGCCACAAGAGGGAGAGAGAGGGCGGCGCUGAGGAGCGGAGGGGGCCCGCAGAGACCCGGUCCGAUGGAGGCCGAGGUCCCGCCCGGGCCGCCCUCGCAAGACGGACAGUGAGAUUUACGGAUACAUGUGAGAGACAAACGGGCAUCCGCAGCACUAUUUCAACACCGUCUUCAACCUCCAAAUACAGACGAGGGACUUCUGAACAUGCAGCACCAUCAGACCAACUCACUGGAUCUGUCUUUGGAAUGAGGGAGGUUCGGAGUCGCGUCACAUUUCAGUCUGAUGAAUGUGAGGAGAUAUCUGCCUCGGACAGGCAUCGUGUGCAGCCAUUACUCGGGUAUGACUGGAUAGCAGGAGUCCUGGAUGCUGAGGACUCCUUGAUAGAGCGCUCUGAUGAGUUCUUCAAUGACCUUCACACAUUUCGAUCGCUCAAUAAAGACGAGUGUGUCCACAACCCACAAGAGAAAUUUCCUGAAGAGAACCUCUCAGUCCUGCCGCUGCUCACUGACAAGAACGAUCCAGAGGCGGACACAGCUACUCAUCAAUGUACGUUUUCUUACAGGAUUAACAGCCGACUGUUCCCUGUCCCACUUCACUCUCAGGAGUGCUGCCCGGUGUGCAAAGAGCACAAAUCCUCCCAGCCUCACACUACUGUUGAACCAGCUCUCAUCAGAGUCACCAUCCCUCGCUCCACCCUCUUGCCACCCUACAAGUACAAAGCUCAUCGCCGAUGCAGUUUUGACCCUUCUGAUAGUGUUGGGUUACCAUCGCACUGUCUCUCAGGCUGGUCGAACACAGGUCAGAGCACGCUGCCGCCAUCCAGCAGCCUCGAUCUGCAGAGCAGUCUGAAUAUGAAGAGCUCCACCGGGUCACAGAACAAGGAACUGGAGGACUCUGCACCCAAAGUAUCCGGUAAAGUCUCUGACCAGAUGUCAGAUCUGUCCUGUUUGGCUCGUCACAACUUCCAACACUUCUCUUCCAAAAGAAAACCAGGAAGCAUGUUUUACCCUUUGCACUGACAUUCAAUCACAAGUCUAUUUUGAGGUGAUAAUAGUAGUAGAGUGAUUUGAAGACACCCAAAAUGAUUUCCUUUUUUUGUGCUCCUGUUUUUACUCUCUGUAUUGUGUUUUGACUUUUAAAAUUGUAAUAAUGUUUUCUGAAAUAUUUCUGUUAAAUUUGUAUGUUAAAAUUAGAUUUUCAGAAUACAUGUCAAUGAUCUCAAAAGAGAAUGCAUUGACAUGUGUGUCUAAUCCUAAAUAAAGAAAUUUGAAACAUGAUAUA
This is a messenger RNA of Cyclopterus lumpus (lumpfish), 1510 nucleotides long. RefSeq names its product migration and invasion inhibitory protein (gene miip). Gene Ontology annotation, biological process: negative regulation of cell migration; negative regulation of G2/M transition of mitotic cell cycle. NCBI's taxonomy places the organism in Eukaryota, Metazoa, Chordata, Actinopteri, Perciformes, Cyclopteridae. The record is from RefSeq and is a predicted model, not a curated record. The transcript is spliced from 9 exons. Bases 124 to 1248 code for a protein of 374 amino acids.